Molecule: messenger RNA, 3511 nt
Organism: Lytechinus variegatus (green sea urchin)
Lineage: Eukaryota; Metazoa; Echinodermata; Echinoidea; Temnopleuroida; Toxopneustidae
Product: D(2) dopamine receptor B-like
Exons: 3
Coding region: 1403-2791 (462 amino acids)
Biological process (GO): G protein-coupled receptor signaling pathway
Cellular component (GO): membrane
Molecular function (GO): G protein-coupled receptor activity; peptide binding
Source: RefSeq, a predicted model, not a curated record
GUAGUAGUAGUAGUAGUAGUAGUAGUAGUAGUAGUAGUAGUAGUAGUAGUAUUAAAGACUAGUUUGUUGACUGAACACAUCCAGGCUAUGCCGAAAUGGAAAGUCAGAGGAACUCGAUCCUUAAGAAUCUUAACGUAAUAAUUAUCCCAUUUUCCAUCGCCUGACAUACUUUAACAUUGAUAUCACAAUCGUUAACUGAAUUUAAGAAUUUCAAACACGCAUUUAAACAUUAAGUGUCUGUAAGUAUGUUUUUAUUGAACAAAAUAAUAUCAAUCUAAAAAAAAAUGCAUCUGUCUGAGGACGUGUCAUGCUGUUUGUGUGUAUAUGUCAACUAAACUUGGGAUCAUCAGUCCGAAAUUGAAUGGACAAAAAGGAGUGACGAAAAAUGACAAAUAAGGCAUGGCAUACCUCAGAGUACCUUUUUAUCAAAAACUGGGCCCAAAUGGGGCGAGGGGCCCCUAACCAACAACCUACAGUCUGCGCAAGAGUGUAAGUGGGGUUUUCGUGUACAUUAAUUUGUUGAUGAGCGUUUGUUGGUUGCUUGGGCAGAGAUCAUUGAUCAUUUUUAUAUGAUAUGCCUGUAGCUGUCAGCUUAUUUUGUUUUGGGAAGGUUCUAUUAGCUGAUUAGGAAAAGUUAAUAUCAAAAGUUGUCUGACGCCAGCAAUAAACAUGAUUUUAUCAUGACAUUUAUUACCCUUUGCUCUUAACAUAAAUCGAGAUGUGAUCAGCCUAAUCAAAAUCGACCCGUGACAAUGGAGGAAUCUAUACGUAAUUUUAAAGUCAUAAAUAUGCAAGCACAUGAAGUAAAAUUGGACCGGCGCCAUGGUAUAUAAACAGCAAGAUAUCAACAGAAAUAUCAAUUGGGUAGUAAUAGCCGAUAGGACAUUUUCUUGCACAACAUAGUUUGAGGACGAGGAACGUCUAACCAUCAUUUUUUUCUUCUGCUCUUUACUUCAUAUUGAUCGCUAUUGUAGCUAACAUGUGUAACAAUUACAACUAGGACACUAUCUAUUCAAAAUGAGAUGUUAUUAUUAGUUUCUGUCUAGAUCUUUCUUAACGCAUUCCUCAACUAAAGACAAUACGAAUAACAUUACAUGAUAUAUUACCUUAGCUUACCUCUCUAAUUAGUUUACCUCGAUGGCCAUUGCAGAUAAUCAAUACAAUUACAUUUCAAAAAAAGUUGAUUGUACCGUUGACAUGAAAACAUGCAAGUUUUGAAGAGAAACUAGGAAGAAUUUGAUCAAUCACAGAGGUUUGUCUUCCGCUGUGAGAGAUGAAGGCUAUGGUGUGUAUCUCUGCAGAGCCCUUUCUGAGGAUCACGGGCAGUAAUUAAGCAGCGUUCAUGUAAUCUUCUUCAUAAAUACUUGACAGACUUUUGGAGGAGUUAUUAAAAACCAGAGCCAUGUUUUCGGCAGUUUCAUCUGGAGGCAGCACCAGUGAACCCUUGCACGAGUGGAACAGUCCAGAAGCAAUAUUCGAAACAACCACUCUUGUGGUCAUCAUGGUUGCCUCGUUCUUUGCGAACAUUUUGGCGAUGACACAGAUACUGACAUCCCAGAAGACAAAACACCAUCACAGUCUCCUGAUCGCCAACCUUAACAUCAUCGACCUCGGUGUUGUGCUCUUCAGCAUGAGUUUCUCUGUCGUCGCCGUCAUUGAUGGUGGAACCCUUCUUUCUACCAACGCAACGGUCUGUACGAUUAAUGGCUUCUUCGCUACAACUUGCACCAUUGGCAACUUCAUCAAUGUCAUGUGUAUCGCCGUGGACCGAUACCUCUCCAUCGUCUGGCCAGCCCGUUUCCCACCAACUAGACGUCGGAUGUAUUUGACCAUUAUUUUCGUAUGGCUUGCUUGUAUCUCCAUCGGAUUGCCUCCUGCAGUCGGUGUUCUAACCACUUAUGAAUACAACGAGCGUACACACCAUUGUUCUCCUAAGUGGGGUGUUGAAUCGUGUGUCUAUUAUACCAUCUGGGCCACAGUCAUUUUCGUGAUCACCGUCCCUGUGAUGAUCAUCUGCUAUGUAUGCAUCAUAUAUCACAUCCUAAAGAGUGACCGGAAGUUGCGUUCCUUUGACGCAACAAGAAGAGCCACAGUAGUGAACGAUGAAUCUAAGAAAUUAUCUGCGUCACACGCCCAUGGAAAGUACCGGGUGAAUGUAAACCAAAGGCCGAAUUGUUACGAGUGUUCAUUUCCAAGUACUCCGAUCGAGCUUACGAAGGGUGAUAAUUAUCGGGGAAAACCUGACGAUCUCCCAAUCACCGCAGUAGAAAAUGCUGGAUUUCAAGGCGAUGAACCUACACAUCACGUUAACAUGAAGGACGAACCAUUGGUGAACACCAUGACGUCUGGGUCAUAUACCAUAUCCGGUCAAAUUGAUGAACAUACUGGUGUCAUCCAGCAGCUUUCGGAUUCUAAUCAGCCAAAGAACUGUCCUUCGUCAGACAGUGGGGAGAACAAGAGCAGCAGCAAUAAGUUAUCGGGAAAGAAACGAAGAUUAAGCCGAGAAAAACGAGUUGCUUUAGUGGGAGCAAUGUUGGUACUCACUACAAUUCUUUGUUGGACACCCUACAGCGUCACCCACUUCUGUGCCUUUGAAAUCAGCGUCAGUCAUCCCUUUGCUGUUAUGACUAUGUGGGUAGCCUACCUAAACUCCUUACUGGAUCCUCUGAUCUAUGUGUUCAUGAACAGAAAAGAGAGGACCAUUCAACACGUAAGCAGAAUCUUGACAGCUUUCUGCCAUUUUCCCGUGGAUACCUGGAGACGACUUUGUGGCAAAGAAAGUACUGACUGAGUUCUUUUCCUAUGUUUUGGCAAUUUCAGUGUACCAUCUCUUUGUCGGUUGACAUGGAGAGGGUUUUUUUGGAAACUUUUUUCCCGCAGCGUUGGACACCCUACAGCGUCACCCACUUCUGUGCCUUUGAAAUCAGCGUCAGUCAUCCCUUUGCUGUUAUGACUAUGUGGGUAGCCUACCUAAACUCCUUACUGGAUCCUCUGAUCUAUGUGUUCAUGAACAGAAAAGAGAGGACCAUUCAACACGUAAGCAGAAUCUUGACAGCUUUCUGCCAUUUUCCCGUGGAUACCUGGAGACGACUUUGUGGCAAAUAAAGUACUAACUGAGUUCUUUUCCUGUGUUUUGACAAUUUCAGCGUACCAUGUCUUUGUCGGUUGACACGGAGAGGGUUUUUUGGAAACUCUUUUCCCGCAGCGUUGUACAUACAAACGCUUGGUGAUACAUGGCUUUGGAGCCCCGGGGUUUUUAUGGAUGAAAAAAAAUUGAAGAUCAAAUAAGAUGCAAAGACUAUGUUUCCUAAUAUUUGUACAAACGAUGAUUUCAUUUUUGAUAUAGUAUCAUAUGUUUUUUGUGGAAUGUAUAAGUCUCUUGCCAGUGAAACACAGGGACUAGAGUUCGAACUCCACCGCAGUACCCGGUAGGAAGCAAUUCCUCGAUUGCUUGGGCGCCAAGGCAGCCCAUCUUUAAGUGUUAAGUGGGGUAAUGUAAAAAAAAAAAAAA